AUGUUUACACCGUCUCCGUCCGAGUUACAUGACAUUCCAGUACUGGGUCUAGGAACUUGGCGAGUGAGUGUCAUAAGCUCUGCUCAACAACCCCAGUCUUCCCGCACAGCUGUUGGAGACGCAGUUUCUGUUGCUCUCGCAACUGGGUACCGGCACAUUGACUGUGCUUAUUUGUAUGGAAACGAAAAAGAGAUAGGUAUGUGCUCUAAUCGUUUUAGCGUGUAUCAGCAGCCUGGUGCGAGCCUAUUUCCCGUGGGACCAGAUGGAGUAACCAUUGCCAUAGAUGAGGUCCCUCUUACUGAUACCUGGGAAGCAAUGGAAAACCUGGUGGAUGCCGGUCUAGUCAAAUCCAUCGGACUAUCCAACUUUAACAAGCACCAGAUAUUUCGCAUUUUGACCGAGUGUCGCAUAAAACCGAUCAAUUUGCAAAUUGAGGCACAUGUCAACUUUCCGAAUUCGGAGCUUGUGAGUUACGCCCAAUCUCUUGGUAUCACAGUGACGGCCUACGCACCACUAGGCUCACCCGGUGGAUUUCGAGGAAGGACAAAUCUCCUGAACGAAAAAUGGAUAUCAGAUAUUGCCGUCAGGAAGGGGAAAUCAAGUGCCCAAGUCUUGUUACGAUAUUUGAUUCAGCGUGGUCUCAUUGUUAUCCCUAAAUCGGUCAAACCUGAAAGGAUUAAAGAGAAUGCUCAGGUAUUCGACUUCGAGCUCACUUCUGAAGAGAUGAAUUUGUUGAACACAAUGGGUCUCAAUGAACGUCAAUUCCGCUUCAAAAAUCAGAUGCAUCAUCCGGAAUAUCCGUUCCACGCUGAUCAAUGA
Molecule: messenger RNA, 819 nt
Organism: Opisthorchis viverrini
Lineage: Eukaryota; Metazoa; Platyhelminthes; Trematoda; Opisthorchiida; Opisthorchiidae
Exons: 6
Coding region: 1-819 (272 amino acids)
Molecular function (GO): oxidoreductase activity
Source: RefSeq, a predicted model, not a curated record